Phyllopteryx taeniolatus (common seadragon) is the source of this 2137-nucleotide messenger RNA. It is a transcript of the gene mnmip1, whose product is annotated as SH3 domain containing 21. NCBI's taxonomy places the organism in Eukaryota, Metazoa, Chordata, Actinopteri, Syngnathiformes, Syngnathidae. Bases 145 to 1626 code for a protein of 493 amino acids. The record is from RefSeq and is a predicted model, not a curated record. The transcript is spliced from 17 exons. Gene Ontology annotation, molecular function: protein binding.
UCCUUCUGGCUGUGAACUUGCAAUGACAAGCCUCUGGAAUCGUUGCUUCAUGUUAAUGUUUGACAAGUAGGAAGAAGGUCGCAGACAACAGUGAUAGCGAGUGCUUUGUCAUUCUGUGAAUAACACACCAGACUGAGACAGACAAUGCCGGACACAAUGGAGGUUCUGGUGCUGAUUGACUUCGUGGGCACCAUGGGGGACGAGAUCACGGUGCGGACAGGAGAUGUGGUGAAAAACGUCACCAAGGCCAGCGAGGACGGCUGGCUGGAGGGUGAGAUGCAAGGGAAACGAGGCAUCUUCCCCGCCAACUUCGUAACGGAGGUGCCUGUUUAUUUGAUGGGGGACAGCAAGAGGGAACCAAGAAGCAUCCGAACAACAAAAAGGAUGAAACAAGUACGGACAUGCGAGGUGGUGUUUGCCUACUGCCCCCUCAACGAGGACGAGCUGCAGUUGGUCGUCGGGGAGAAGGUGGAAAUAAUCAGCGAGAUCGAAGAUGGAUGGUGGAUGGGCAUCAAAAAUGGCAGAGUGGGGGCAUUUCCGUCCAACUUUGUCAGAGAAAUCUUCGUCGCCCCUAAAGAUGGCAAACACAACGACAGCAAGGCCAGACCGAAGCUAAGCAAUGCAGUCUUCAAUAAAGAGAUAUCCCAGAGAGCAACAGUGCGCAGCAAAGCAAAAAACGUGGUAGAGUGUUGUCAAGUCAUGUUCGACUACAAGGCUAAAGCAACGGACGAGCUGGAUUUGAAGAUUGGGGACGUUGUCGUCAUACUCCGAAAGGACACCGAAGAUGACGGCUGGUGGGAGGGUGAGCUAAACGGACGUUGUGGAUUCUUCCCCGAUAACUUCGUCAUGGUGAUACCGCCAAUGGACAGUCUGAAGCCUGGCAACAAGAGCCUACCGCCCACACGCAAAAUCAACAAGGAGGUCUCAGUCAAAACAGAGGGCCCAGCCAUGGACAAAGUUGUCUCGACGACGACAAUAGAUGAAAAAACAGAGCUUAAGGACUUGCGAAGCCAUCCCCCAACCAAAAUCAAGCUUCCAAGCAUCAACAAACUCAGCCCGACUCAUCUCAAAGACAAAGCCAACAAGGGUUUAUCCAAAGCCAAUGGUGACAUGUCCCCACACUCGUCGAAAUCCCCAGAGGACAAAGACGGCGACCAUUUCGACGGCAUGGACCCAGACGGCGACAAGCUGAACCACCCGACAGCCAACCGAGCCAAGCCCCCCCAGAGAAGACCCCCCUCGGGCGCAGGUGUCGAAGAGCAGACUCCGAGUGACUCUGAACCAGAGGUGACCAAGAAGGGCCAAACCGAUAAACUGCCUGGCUUACAACAGGGUGCUGAGCAUCUCAAGCCGCCACCCGCCAAGCUGGACUACCGACCCAAGACGCCGCCUCCAGCGCUGCCGGCGCCUCCACGGGUGCAGGUGGAAGUCCGAAAUGUGGCCCAAAAAGACAAGGUGACGCUGGAGAGCUUGCAGGCAGACAUCAAUGAUCUGCAGAUGGCUCUGCAGCUUCUGCAGAUAGGACACGAACGCGACAUGCAGGAAGUGAAGGAAGAACUGCAGGACGAGAGAAACAAGCGACUAACACUGCAGGAAGAAGUAAUUGCGUUGAGACUGAAAAAUUAAUCUCAAAGCACAACAGAUCCUGCAGCUUGCCCAUGGACUGCAAAUAAGCUCACAAGCAAGGACUAUAUUAACCCCGUUGUUAUGUUACGGGUCAAAUUGACCUGUACAGAAAUCUAAAGAAAAAUAGGAUUACAUUUAUUCUGCUUGGCUUACUAUUGUUUCCCUUUCUUUUUUAAAUAAUCGACAAAAAUUUAAUUUGCACUGUGUUAAAAUUGUUUUGGAUGAUUAAAUGUAUUGCAGGUCACAUUGACCCAUGAACAUUGUUGGUAACAAAUGAACACAACAGGAGGGGGAGAGAGCUUGGCAUAUAUAUUUUUUUAUUAUUAUAUAUUUGUCCUGGGUUUUUAUUUUUGUAUAACAUUUACUCAUUAAUGUGACAUGUAUGUAUGUGGCUGUACUGAGGCAUAAAUGUAUUUUCUGUACAGUUUUGUUCCGCCUUGUCCAAGAAUAUUAUACUCCUAAUUUCCACGUGGAGGCGCCAUUGCGUUAUUAAAGAUCACCUUUUCUGAGA